This is a messenger RNA of Fimicolochytrium jonesii, 5041 nucleotides long. RefSeq lists its product as uncharacterized. Gene Ontology annotation, biological process: positive regulation of Rho protein signal transduction; signal transduction. The transcript is spliced from 6 exons. Lineage: Eukaryota; Fungi; Chytridiomycota; Chytridiomycetes; Spizellomycetales; Powellomycetaceae. The coding region runs from base 92 to 4795 and encodes 1567 amino acids. Gene Ontology annotation, molecular function: guanyl-nucleotide exchange factor activity. The record is from RefSeq and is a predicted model, not a curated record.
GCUAACACAAAACAUCCAUAACGCACCCCCACCACCACCACCCCCACAUACUUCAUACAUAGACGCCCUCCCCGUACCUCGUCGUGAAAACAUGGAUAUCGACGAGGCCCUGAGCCAGCACGAGCUGCACGAGUCGCUCUCCACAGAUAGUCUCGCCUCAAACAAAAACAACAAGGCCGCCGGCGCCCCGUCGAAAUGGCGUCCUACCUCAGGUCAUUUUGGCCUCAAAGCCGCUUCCAAAUACAGCAACUCGUUCGAUAACCUGGCGUCUCCAAUGACUCCUCGGGACUUGGGGCAAAACCUGGCCAGCCUUAGAAGAGCCCAGUCGGUCAAAGAUGUCGGGCAAAAUGACGCUCCAAUGCCGAUGAGCACCACAGACCUCACCUCGGCAAUACUGGGUGCCAGCUCCAUAGAAAUACUGCAGACUACAUCUACCACCUCGCCACAACAAACCGAAUCCGCCUCAAUAACUUCCCAGUCCGUAGCCGCGGCACCGGCAGCUGCAGCUCGGCCUCCGGUGCUUCGCUCGCGGUCAUCAUACUCCUUCCAGUCCAUGAGCAACUUGCUCACUCUAUCAAACCUGACAAGGCACCUCCGGAAGCAAUCCACAAUAGACGGUACGAUACAAAUACCUUUGGCGACCGCAACAGUGGCCCCUUCCAGCACAUCGACGGGAAAUCCACGGCCGACUCCCAAGGUAGAUACAUCCCUCUUGAAGGAUAAAGAUGGAUUCCUGAAAGACAUCAGCUCUCGUGGGUUUUCGGGGUUAUGGAAUCAUCCUAUUACGCGGUGCUACUUCCUGAUGUUUCUUCUGUGGCGAAAUCUGGAGAAUCUCUAUUACUUUCGAAUGGACGCUCAGAACUUUCGUGUCGACUUUCCAUACCUGUACAGCUCCGCACGGAAGAGCCAAGCAUACCGCAUCUACAAUACAUACCUGUCGAGAACAUCGCCAAUGUACAUUCUGCGACAAAUACCCGAACACUACCAAUUGGCACGGAACGUGAUCGACAAGAUCAAACUCACCCUAGAAAGUCCCACCCCGAUCCUUUUUGACGACAUGGCGUUUGUUGUCUUGAACUGGCUGCACGACAUCCACGACGGGGCACCCAUUUCAGAUAGCCCACAAUUACCGUCCUCAGAUAAAGACGCCGCGCCAGCGAGUCCGACAGCAGGUCAACCCUUCAUCGAGACGGCGUUCUUUCAAGCAAUGCGCAACGAUUUGAGAGGCACCCGCCACCUGACGACAAUACAGUACAACAGGGCGGCGGAGCGGAUCACGGACAUGCCUCCGUUCACGUAUGAGAGCGGGGAGGUGUGGGAGAAGCUGAUGACGACGUUGGAGGUGAUGGGGGUGGACUGUGAGAGGUUUCGGGCGAGGGGCGCGGGCGCCUCUUUGCACCGGAAGUCUUCGCAGAAGGAAUCCGGAAAAGCUACCACAUCCAGAUCGAGAAGUGCCUCUUCGAUGAACGAUCCACGCAGACCACUCACCCCUGAUAGUCCGGACGAGAUGACGGCAAAUGUUAUGAAGGAUUGGAAGCGGACGUCCACGAAUCAACUAAACCCAGUCGUCUUCGCCUCAAACGACCUCGCCCACACCUUCGUUCAAUACUCCGGCACCGACCAACUCUACUGCGAAUACUGCUUCAACCCCCUCGACGCGCCCAUCUCCACCUACCGCUGCGAGUCCUGCGGGUACAUGUGCCACAAACAGUGCCGCAAAGAAACCCACGUCUCCUGCGUGAAACCCAGCACCGCCCUCGACGUCGAAGACCAGUCUGAAGUCCUCUCGGAAAAGAUGGCGCGGUCGACGGAGAAGAUGCAGGCGAUACAAAGGGAGAUUGAUAUUGAGAGUAAGAUUAGAGACGGAUUGAAUAAUUUGAGGAGAGCGAAGGGGGAGUUGGGGAAAAGUUCAAAGAAACCGAUGCCGGUGGAGGUGGAUUCGCAGAUGGAGCGGUCGGAUCGGAAGCUGGAGGCGUUGAAGCAUGAGUUGCAGAAAUGUCGGUUGCAGUUGGCGGCGUUGUCUGCGGCGGCUGCGGCGGCUGCGAAUAUCUCGGCGGCCCCAAGGGAUGAGGUUGGGGACGCGACGUUGGGCGGGCAUCGACGGAUGGGGAGCGCUUCGACCACCGUGUUGCAGAACAUUUCGGCUGAUGGGGAGGUGGUGAAGAUCGUGACGAUGGAUUCCGCACGUAAAGCGGAAUCCACAAAAACUUUCUACGUCACCACCGACACGACCAUCAAGCAGCUGAUCACCAUGGCCCUGCAGAAAUUCAUGUUCUCGGGUAACGCCGAGGAUUAUCGCCUAUCGUACAAAACGGCAGACGCGGAGGAAGUUCCCCUCCGACACGAAGACCACCCCUUCCGUCUCGGACUCAACCUCAUCGACACGCCCUUCCGGCUCACGGUCAACUUUGACAGCGCCGACCCAACCGGCGGCACCACCUCUCCCAACGCUAAACCAGCUGCGCUCACCCGCGAAGACGCAAUCCGCCAACGCAAAGAACGCGAAGUCCUGCUCGAAAUCGCCGAAACCGAAAUCAACUACACCGCCGACCUCCACAACAUCGUCGCCCUCUUCUUCCGCCCCCUCUCCGUCGCCACCGUCCUCACCCACGAAUCCGAAGCCAACAUCUUUGCUAACCUCAAGGAACUUGCUGACACCCACCAGAGUAUCGCGAACGCACUGCAGGUCAUGAUGCCGGAUAUCAUGACCAAAGACAUGUUAACCGAUAUCAUAUCAUUGUUCUCACGCCACGUCGACUCCCUCGCGGCCUAUGAAGUCUACUGCCGCAACCAACACAACGCGCGCCGCACCCUCGCGCGCCUCAAAGAAGACCCGACGUUCCUCAAAAUCCUCACCCAAUGCGAAUCCAACCCAAAACUCAACAAACUCUCCCUCGCGGACCUGCUAGUCAAACCGAUGCACCGCGUGACCCGGUACCCGAUCCUUUUUAAACGGCUGUUGUCGAAUUUACCAAAGGCGACGUUGGAGCAUGAGGUUGUGAAUGAGUUGAUCAAUGGGAUUGAGGAGAAGGUGGCGGGGAUCAAUGAGAGUGUGAGGAAAUGGGAGGCGGAUUGGAGGAUUCAUGUUAUUGAGGACUCGUUGGAUUUCAAUGGGGUUGUUGAGGUGGGUGGCAUCACAUCACCUGCCUGUCGGCCCCACCCCACACUUUAUACUGACCGACGGUUUUUGGGGGCUAUCCUCCCAUGUAUUCAGCGAUUCAAAGUAGCAAACGGAAGACGGGAACUCAUCACCGAGAAAACGUUCACGUACCUGAAAAAGAACACCAACGGGACGGUGGAAGUCUCCGUCUUGUUCUUCACGGAUCUGUUGAUGAUCAUCCGGUCGAAGAAGGCCGCGGACUCGUAUCUGCUGUUCAGGCCGCCGAUCCCGUUGGAGGCUGCGGUGUUUCUGGAUAAACCUGAUGCCGAUGGGAUGAAAAACAUCUUUCGCAUAGUGCACCUCCACCAAGAAACCCACUCCUUCCAAGCCAUCUCCGCCUACGACAAAAACACCUGGCUCACCGAAGCCGAAGCGAUCCGCAUGCAGUUCUGUCUCCUCCACUACUCGCACGAAAACAACCUCCUCGCCCUCGCACUCAAAGCGUACUCCCACGAUUCUGAUACCACCACCACAUCCGCCCCACUCUCACCAACCCCCAACGACAGCAAAACCCCCGGCACCGGCACAAUGCGCCGCCGCUACACAGCCUCCCCCCGCGCCUCGGUCCGCAAACACACCCAAUCAGUCGACCUAACCCCCUCCGAACAGUCCUCGGUGAUAUCCGAAGACUCUCCAGGCACGACAACCACCGGCGCAGACGUCAAGCGCGCAGGCUCGUGGGCGCACAUGCUGAAAUCAUCGUUCAGGAAAGCCAACCCGUUGACGCAGACGAUGCUUGACGCGUCGUCGUCGGAGGACGUGCCGGCGUUGCCGAUGCGGAGCGCGAGUGAGAGUGGGUUGAGUUCGUCUGAGCCGGGGUUGGGCGGCAGUCUGGGCGGGUCGGUGGUUAGCGAGGUGGGGGCUGCGGAGACGCCGCCGAGGAGGAGGGGAGGGAAGCAUAGGAAGGCGCCGUCGUUUUCGGCGAGUGUGGGGUCGUUGGUGGACCGCACGGGGGGGACGGGGACGCCGCCGCCGGUGUCGAUGCCAUUGGAACGGGAUGGUAGUGUGGGCAAUACGGCGCCCAGUACGGCUACGGGGACGAUAUCGGAGGAGGAUGGGAAUCACGUGCCUGGUAUUCCGCCGCUGACCAUCUCACCAUCGGCGCCGAGUUCAGUCCGCGGCGGGACCGCGACGCAGGAGGUGCAUAAACCACGCAAGAACAAGAAGAAAAGGCUCUCCUCGCUGCAGUUUGUCUACUUCGAGGAUAAACCCGCUAAAAGCCCCGACAACCCCAACUACCACCCGGUAGAAGUCGUCAGCCCCGAUGGCGCCGCCCACACCUCCACCACCAACGAGACAGUGCACCCCACCAACGUCAUAACAUCACCAACCGCCCGCCGCAACAACAGCAACACAAGCUCCGACCCCCCCUCCGCCAUCGCCUCCGCGCCGCCCAUCCAGCAAUCCACCCCGGCACCAUUCCCCUCCUCACCCCUUGACCUCACAAACCUCGCCGACAGGAAAAACGCCGCGAGGACUGUGUCGUUACCUGACCAGCCGCUGGCUGAGGGAGGGAAGGGAAAAAAGGGCACGUUGGGGAGACAUUGGUGGACUUCGUGGGGCGGGAGGGGAAAGGGUAGUGGGAGUGGGUCGAGCGCGGGGAGUGCGGCGGGGGGGUCGCAGAAUGGGGGGUGAGGCGAAUGGGAGAGAUACAUUGAGGGGGGAUUUCGGAAAAGAGUUUUGGAACGAGACGAUAGACACAUUUUUGAUUUUUGUGCUUUUUUGGAUUCUGGUUUUCUGGAACUGGUUGUAUAUAAGUGUAUUGUGAGUGUUGGUGAAAUGCCAACCCGUUCUCGGCCCGUGGAGACAUAUGAUCCUUGAAGACCAUCGGAUAUGGGUGGCUACAACACCUACGAUUUUUCGCAUCUUUCCAGUCUUUCA